This is a messenger RNA of Tilletiopsis washingtonensis, 898 nucleotides long. RefSeq lists its product as hypothetical. Lineage: Eukaryota; Fungi; Basidiomycota; Exobasidiomycetes; Entylomatales. The transcript is spliced from 4 exons. The coding region runs from base 80 to 688 and encodes 202 amino acids. The record is from RefSeq and is a predicted model, not a curated record.
CUGCAGCUGACUGACUUGCUUUGGCGGCGCAAUCAGAUUCUCACUGCGCAUCCGUCCCGGCGCUACGUCGUUCCUCAUCAUGCCCAAGGGUGUAUCGCGCGCCUCGGCGGUGCAGCACCUUGUCUCGCUCUCGCAGAUGGGUGGCAUCGGCGCCACUGCUCCUGCCGCGACACCCGGCACGGAGACACCGCGCGGCCUCUCGCACGGACUGCACUCCUCGAGCUCCGGCAGGAUUGCAGCCGCGGCACGCGCCGCUGCUGUCCGCGACAGCAGUCCGUACAAGCAGCCGUCGAACCACUGGUCGCCCCUGGGCCCCACGCAGGAUGUGAGCAGCCGCACAGCGGUGGCGCCAGCGCACGGAUCCGCGAGAGGACGCUUCGUUGAUGCAGAUGACGCUCAGGCUUCUGCCUCUGGCUCGUACUCUCCGCGCGGGCCCGCUGGGCUCGCCACGGGCGGCAGCUACGACUUCGUCCUGGCGCUCGGUCAGGACGAUGGCCUCAUGGCGUACGUCUCGACGCUCGACAUGCUCUUUGCUCCCAUCACAUGCACGACCUGCGCCACACUCCGCGGCUCCGAGGCGGGCUUCUUCGUCAAGGGCGAAGAGGAGGCGCGUGCUGCUCUCUCGGAGCUGAUCAGCAUCAAGACGCGCGACGCGCUCUGGGGCGGCCCAGCCAUGACUGACAUCUAGAUCCAGGCCCGACCCUGCCUCCCCACCACUCACUCUGCACAUGUUCCACUCUACACGCUCGACACACCUCAUCCAUCAACGCACCGUCUCGACCUAGCUACUGUCUACUGGCGUGGCUGGCGCUGGCACUUCCGCAUGCGCCCCUUUGCUGGCUGGCGCAGACAGGACGCUGAGCUGACCAGCGUAGACGGUCCUGGGCGCUGGAACAGC